Messenger RNA from Solanum tuberosum (potato), 1722 nucleotides. Its product is annotated as enolase-like. The record is from RefSeq and is a predicted model, not a curated record. The coding region runs from base 57 to 1391 and encodes 444 amino acids. Lineage: Eukaryota; Viridiplantae; Streptophyta; Magnoliopsida; Solanales; Solanaceae. Gene Ontology annotation, molecular function: magnesium ion binding; phosphopyruvate hydratase activity. Gene Ontology annotation, biological process: glycolytic process. Gene Ontology annotation, cellular component: phosphopyruvate hydratase complex. The transcript has 17 exons.
UACUCUCACAAACAACCAACACCUUCGAACGCAUAUCCCAAACUCAUACCUUAUUCAUGGCAACUAUCAAGUCCGUCAAGGCUCGUCAGAUCUUCGAUAGCCGUGGUAAUCCAACGGUUGAGGUUGAUGUUCAUCUGUCAAAUGGCGUCUGGGAGAGAGCUGCGGUUCCUAGUGGCGCAUCAACAGGAAUAUAUGAAGCCCUUGAAUUGAGAGAUGGAGGGUCUGAGUACCUUGGGAAGGGUGUUUCAAAGGCCGUAAACAAUGUCAACUCAAUCAUUGGCCCUGCUCUUAUUGGCAAGGACCCGACUGAUCAGACUGGUCUCGAUAACUACAUGGUUCAUCAACUAGAUGGAACUCAAAAUGAGUGGGGUUGGUGCAAGCAAAAGCUUGGUGCAAAUGCCAUCCUUGCUGUGUCACUUGCAGUCUGCAAAGCUGGUGCUGCUGUCAAGAACAUUCCGCUUUAUAAGCAUAUUGCCAAUUUGGCGGGUAACAAAAAGUUGGUUUUGCCUGUUCCUGCUUUCAACGUCAUCAAUGGUGGGUCCCAUGCUGGAAACAAACUUGCAAUGCAGGAAUUUAUGAUUCUUCCUGUUGGAGCUUCUAGUUUUAAGGAGGCCAUGAAGAUGGGCUGUGAAGUGUAUCACCAUUUGAAGGCUGUGAUUAAGAAGAAAUAUGGCCAGGAUGCAACAAAUGUUGGUGAUGAGGGUGGUUUCGCUCCUAAUAUCCAGGAGAACAAGGAGGGUCUUGAAUUGCUCAAGACUGCCAUCGAAAAAGCAGGCUAUACUGGAAAAGUUGUUAUUGGAAUGGAUGUUGCAGCAUCUGAAUUCUAUGGAAAGGACAAAACUUAUGAUUUGAACUUCAAAGAAGAGAACAACAAUGGCUCCCAAAAGAUCUCAGGUGACCAGCUCAAAGAUUUGUACAAGUCAUUUGUGUCUGAGUACCCUAUUGUUUCGAUAGAAGAUCCAUUUGACCAAGAUGACUGGGAGACCUAUGCUAAGCUCACUGCUGAAAUUGGGGAGAAAGUACAAAUUGUAGGAGAUGACCUUCUUGUCACCAAUCCUAAGAGAGUUGCCAAGGCAAUCAGUGAAAAGACUUGCAAUGCACUUCUUCUUAAGGUUAACCAAAUUGGCAGCGUGACUGAGAGUAUCGAAGCUGUGAAAAUGUCUAAGCAAGCUGGUUGGGGUGUAAUGACUAGCCACCGCAGUGGAGAGACGGAGGAUACCUUCAUUGCUGAUCUUGCUGUUGGUUUGUCAACGGGACAAAUCAAGACUGGAGCUCCCUGCAGAUCAGAACGUCUUGCAAAGUACAACCAGCUCUUGAGAAUUGACGAGGAACUUGGUUCAGAUGCUGUAUAUGCCGGAGCAAGCUUCCGCACCCCUGUUGAACCGUACUAACUAGGACUCUCUUGGGCUGACCAAAUUCCCAGUGUGGAAAUGGUCAUUCUAGGACCUGUGAUCGAUUUUCACAUUGCAACUUUUAACAGUUAUGUUCUGAUGUUUUGAGCCUUGACAAUUCUGAACUGAGAAAAAGUUCUCGUAGGCAGAGCAUAUCUUAUUUCUGAGUUUUGACUGCUGGGAAUGCAGUUUGUAGUAGUACUUAAAGAUUUUUGAUGUUUUGGUUUUGCCAUCACAGUUUUUUCCUUGCUAUAUUGUAACACAUUGUGGAUUAUACCCCAAUCCACUGAUAGUGCCUUUCAUUAAUUGAGUCGCCAUGAUGAAAACAACA